AAGUUUAUAUAGGCUACAAGGAGUUCAUCGCUAUGCAGCUCAUGUUAGGGUGAUUUUUGAACUCUCCUCAAACUCAGUAACCACAAUCCGACCGUUUUGAAUGGCACACAUUCACCAAAGCCCUCUUAUUGUGAAGACUCUACCGGAAAUAAAACUUUGUCUUCACCUCCCAGCCUCCUCAUCGCCUGCGCCCCCCACCUCACAGAGACUCUUCCCCUUGCACAUACCAGUAGUUGUCAUGGCGAUGGAGUCGGCCUCAGCGUCGGCUCCGGGGGUUGUUGCCAUGGAGAUCCAUCGGCGAGGUGCGCUCCCGGUGGUGGAAGAAGACGAGGACUUCAGCGCGCCGGCGCCGGGGUCCGAGGAGCUACAACGGUACCGCCGAGGACGGCGACGCGGGGUGCCAUUGAACCGGGGCGGCUACUAUAUGCUGAUAGUGAUCGGGGAGAUCGGCACGGAGCACCAGCUGGAAGCCGCCAGAGCGCAGAUAGAGCGGGGAAUUCGAUCCUGGGACAUCGACCUCAAGUGUUGCGACCUUGAUCAGCAGCUGCAGCUCUUUAUAACUCGUCACUCUGCCCAGUUCUCCUCCGAAGUUAGAGGACAAAGAAUUCUCCACCACAGAAGUGAUGUCCUAGAGACGGUCGUGCUUGUCAACCCUUCAGAAGACACUGUUGUAUCAGAGAUCCAGUCUCUAGUCACAGAUCCUGCAGGACACAAGCUUCUGGUCUUGAGUGGCCAGAGUUCCGAUCACGGCGGCCUCCUUCUCCAAACUGGGGUUUUCACCUAUCAGACCUUUUCAUGUAUCUUUACUGAUCCUGGGGUCAGUGAAUUACUGGGCACAGCAGCUCCCAAGCAGCAGGCUACACUUACUGUGUCCUGCCGUGGGGAGGUGGGCUGGGGCUCCCUGGGACAGCAGCAGACCCUACGGGAGUUCCUGGAAUACAAACUAAACCCUGAGCCCGUUCUCCCCAAAAUGGAGGGCGUCACAGAGUUCACAGAGUACAUCUCUGAGACAGUUGAUGUCCCUUCACCCUUUGACCUUCUGGAGCCACCGACCUCUGGAGGCUUCCUGAAACUGUCCAAGCCAUGUUGCUACAUCUUUCCUGGUGGACGAGGAGACUCAGCCCUCUUUGCUGUGAACGGCUUCAACAUCUUGGUGGAUGGAGGUUCUGAACGAAAGUCCUGCUUCUGGAAGCUGGUUCGUCAUUUGGACCGCAUUGACUCAAUUUUACUUACACACAUUGGCGCUGACAAUCUCCCAGGUAUCAAUGGGCUUCUUCAGAGGAAGAUAGCAGAACAGGAAGAGGAGCGGUCUCAAGGCUCCACCAACUAUAGCGACUGGAUGAAGAACCUAAUCUCUCCCGAACUAGGUGUGGUGUUCUUCAACGUACCAGAAAAACUCCGUAUGCCAGAAUCAAAUCUGAAAGUGAAACGCAGCAUCGAAGAAGCCUCGCUGACUUUGCAGUACCUUAAUAAAUUAGGAAUCAAACCAGAGCCGCUCUUUCGAGUUGUCAGCAACACUCUUGAGCCUAUUACUCUGUUCCACAAGAUGGGAGUGGGCAGGUUAGACAUGUAUAUUCUCAACCCUGUCAAAGACAGUAAAGAGAUGCAGUUUUUAAUGCAGAAGUGGGCUGGCAACAGCAAGGCCAAAACUGGCAUUGUGCUGCCCAACGGGAAAGAAGGAGAAAUAUCUGUGCCCUACCUGACAUCAGUUACAGCCUUAGUCGUCUGGCUCCCCGCCAGCCCUGCAGAAAAGAUUGUAAGAGUGCUGUUCCCUGGGAAUGCACCACAAAACAAGAUCCUGGAGGGGCUAGAAAAAUUAAAGCACCUUGACUUCUUGCGCUACCCAGUAGCCACACAGAAGGACAUUGCCUCAGGAGUUCCUCCCUCUGUUAUAAAACAAACCAAGUUAAAACAAAGAACAGACAGCAAAGAGAGUCUUAAAUCCUCCCCGAAGACGAUUGCAAAGGUUGCAAAGAAAGAAACCGAAGGACAAGAUGUGUCAGCCCCCACAGAGGCAAAGAGAGACUCUGUGAAAGAAAAUAUAUCAGAGAAAAAGGAGGAGAAAAAGCCUACCAAGACUAUAAAACCUAAAACUGAGGUGCCAGAAAAGAAAAAACUCUUGAAAGAAAAAUCCAUUAAAAAGCACUCAAAGGAAAGGGUGUCAAAAAUGGAUGAGAAAAAGGACAAGGAAAAGAAAGAGAUCAAGAAAGUAAAGAAAGAUGACUCGGUUAAGAAAGAUGAAAAGAAAGAUGUUAAGAAAGAUGUUAAGUCCAAAGAGGACAAAAAGAAAGAAACAUCCAAACCUGAGCUGAGAAAAAUUACAAAGCCUGACCUAAAACCACUAACUCCAGAAGUCAGGAAGACAUUGCAUAAAGCUAAAGUGUCAAGUAAAGCCAAGACUGGAAAAAUCAAAGCAGCAAAAGUUGAACCUGCAGAAACCAAACCAGAGGAGCCAAAACCUGAAACUAUUCAACCUGGACCAGUAGCUAAUGGAGCUGUUGAGGGCAUGUCUGCUCCCUCCACACCUGAAGACCUCACCAAGGACUUUGAAGAAUUGAAGCAGGCUGAGAUUGUAGCUCUAUCAGCAGAACCACCGGUCGGCGUUGAAGUUUCAUCAACACCAACAGCACAAGAGGAGGAAGCACAAGAAACUACAUCUGAAAUUCCAGCUGGCACAAAGUCUCCUGAAAAGGGGUUAUCAAGCCCAGAAGUGAAAGCUGAAGUUGAAGACAAGGACAGGAAGUUGAUACAAGACAGAGACUUGGAAGAGGCUCAAAAGUUUAAAGACGAGGGAGCGGAAACUCAGGAUGAAGAAGAGGAAGAGGAAGAAGAAGCCCCAGCUGCUAAAAAGAAAACGGAGGAGGAGGAAGAGGAGGAUAUGGGAAUAGGUGAAGAGGAAGAUGAAUCAAAAUGGAAGGAGGCCAAGGGCAAUGGGCUUGACAGGAAACAUGAGAUUGAAGAAAUGGAAAAAUCAGAAAAUCUCUCAGCUGAGGUUGUAACAAAGGAGGAGCUAUACAUGACUCCAUCUAAGGAUGAGCAAGAGGGAGAAGAGGAGGAGGAGGCAGUGGAGAAAGCUGAACUGGAGGAAGUGGAGGAUUUAGAUGUAAUAGCAGAUGAAGAGAUUAAAGUCAGCCCUGACGAUGCUGCUGAAGACCUGAAAGUCACUGAAAGCAAAACUGCUGAAAUCCUUACUACAACCAAAGAUGAUGAGGAAGAGGAGGAAGGCUACCUGUCACAUGUUGGAGGACCCACGGCUCCCAUAACUUCAGUCGCUCAAGGAGCCGCUGAACCCGUCUCCUACAUCCAAGAUGAGACCAUCCCCGGCUAUUCGGAGACAGAACAGACCAUCUCUGAUGAAGAGAUUCAUGAGGAGGCAGAGGAGAGGGUACCGCACCUUCAAUAUGACGUCAGUGCUUAUGACAUCUCUGUUCCAGAUCAAACAGGAUCAUUUGUAAACAUCCAUGGCAUGAGGGAGAUGCAAGCUGCAGCAACGACUGAGAAGGGUUUUAUCCUGGGUGUGCAGGAGCAAGUAUCUGCAUUUACCAACAUCAUCACAGCUCCUUUGGCAGAAGAGGAGCAUGUAUCAUCUGCAACAUCCAUCACAGAGUAUGACAGAAUGGCCUCCUUCCCCACUUCUAUCGCUGAAGACCAAUCUGUAGCAUCUGUUGCAGCACCUCCAGCUGAGGAGGAACCCAAAACCCCUGCUCUUCUGUCAACUCUGUCUGAUGCUACACAAGGCAAAGAGCAGCCACGCUCUGCAGGAAGCUUUUCACCGCCUUCUUUAGAAGAUGACAAACAAUCCAAGUCUCCACCUGAUGACUUACAGCUUCCUGAUGCAGAUGUGAAGAUGGCAGUUAAAACUCCUGAUUUUCACGAUGCAGAGGAGGAAGAAGAAGAGGAGGAGGAGGAGGAAGACCGAACUCCUAAUGUUGACAUUUCACUUGAAAAACUACAAGAGGGCUAUGCUUCAUCCCAAAUAUUACAGGGUAAAGAAAAAGACGAACAGCUUGCUGGCUCAGUGUCUCUGGUCUCAAAAUCUAUACACGAUACCAAACCAAUCCCUCUUCCAGUUGAAGAGGAAAAUAUAGAUGCAGUUGCACCUAAAGACAUUUCAUCUGUUGUGCCUACUAGACCUUUUGGAUCAGACUCAGUAACUUCAGAGAGUGAAGACCGUUGUUUCAGUCCAGAUGACAUCACUGUGAAAAUGGCCUCCCCUCCGCAGUCUGGACACUCAAGUGCAGCUCACUCUCCAGUUCAUCAGUCAGCAGUGGAAGACAAAAUGAAAGCCUUCCCUGAUUUGGAGCUGCAAAAACAAGAUGAGCUCUCUGAUGUAGUCACAACAGCUGAAGACAGAACGAAAAGGAAAGAUGAGGCAGAAUCAGAGAUGCAAAAAGAUGUUGACAAAGAGAAAGCAGACCAGCAUGAAAUAGAAGAUGCAAUUUCUUUGGACAAAUCACCUGAGAUGGAUAUAAAAGCUGCUCCAGUGAUGAAAGAUUCAGAUAAAGAUGCUCAUUCAGUGCCAAAAGAUGAAAGCAAACAGGCAGAAACAAUUCCUGUUGUUGCUGCACCUUUAACAGACUUUCAGCCACUUGUGUUAGAGAGGGAUUCCCUCAUCUCAUCUGGUCAGCAUGACCAAGACAGCGGUGGAGUCAAAGAGAAGGAACCUAAAGUGCCUGUUCCAGGUAAAUUUCCAGAGAGGGAGAGUCGUUUCCUGGAUGAUGACGAUGACCACAGGAAAGACGAUGAUGACAAAUCUGCAGUUAGGACCAUCAAGGCAGAACAAGAGAGAGAGCCUGACAAAGACCAUACUCUUGAGGUCAAACAAAUCAAAGAUGAGCAGAUGCAGAAAGAUACCAAACAAGAUGAUUUUGACCCUAAAACCAAAGGUGAGGUUAAGGAGACUGAGGUUAAGAAGGAUGGUGUUACUGAUAGUAAGAGUUUGAAAGAGGAGAAGAAAAAGGAGGAUACUUUUGAUAUCAAGUCUAUAAAGACCGAAGAAGAAGAGAUCAAAAAGGCCCAAGCCAUAGAUUUCAAACCUGUUAAAGAGCAGGUGGAAAAAGAAGCUAAAAAGGAUGAUAUACCCAUUACUGGGCCUAUUAAAGAUGAUGAGAAGAAAAAGGAAACAGAAAUAUCUGACAUCAAAAUGGUUGAGGAUAAAAAAGAAAAAGAGAUGGAAAAGACAGAUGUUUCUGCUGCCAAGCUUUUUUCAGAUGAGCAGAGAGAAAGAGAGACAGAGAUGGAUGACAUCACUGUUGCUAAACUCACCAAAGAAGAAGAAAUUAUUAGUAAGAGUGAUACAUCUGCUCUUACCAUGGAAGAAGAAAAGGGACAAGAGAUUUUUAAAGAAGCUUUCUCAGCCAUUAGUCUCACCAAGAUGGAGGAAAAGGACAUAACUGUGAGUAAAGAUGAUAGUUCUGACACCAAACUUUCCGAGGAGCAGGACAAAUAUGUAGCAUUUAGCAGGGAUGAUGCUCAUGCCUUCAAACAUACCACAGAAGAGGACAAGAAGGAAGAUGCAAGUAAUGAUGAUAUUGCUGCUAUAAAGGUUAUCAAAGCAGAGGAAGAAGAUAAACUGCCUAGUAAGGAACCAACACCUGAAGAAGAAAAGUACCAAGAGGAAAGUCAAGAAACUGCUGCUGCUUUUGAAGUUACCAAGAUGGAUGGGAAGCAUGUAGUAAUACAUAAAGAUGAUGACUUCUACACAUCAGCCAAGGUAGAAGCAAAAGAAACUCUUAAAGAUGAUGUCAAACUAGUCAAAGGAGAAAAGGAGCAAGACACAAGCAAAGGUAAAGAUGUCACUCCUGCUGUCAAGCCCACCGAGAUGGAGGAAGAUGAUGUCAAACUAUCUAAGGAUGAAACAAGCAUGAAAGAUGACGCUUUUGUUGGAAAAACCCCUAUGCAAGACAAAAAAGAGAAAGAAAUCAGUGAAGAUAUUUGUGCUGUCAAAUCAAAACUAGAGGAAGAAAAGGAGAAAGCAGAGUUAAAGGAAGAAACCGCCACUGUUAAACUGCCUGAGGAAGAAGAACUGACGAUUCAGGAUCAUAUUGCAGAUAUCAAACCCAUCAAGGAGGAGGAAGGCAAAGACACUGUUGGUGUAAAACCCUUCAUAGAUCAGGAGGAUAAGGUAGAAGUAAAAGAAGUACCAACUGACUUUAAGACUAAGGAGGAGGAAAAGGAGAAAGAAAAGACUGAUAAAGGAAUGGAAAAAAUUGACAUUUCUGGCAAAGAGAUAAUAAAACAGGAGGCUAAAGAGCUGGAAAAGGGCGAUAUCUCUGACCACAAACCCAUUUUGCAGGAAAUUAAGGAUAAAGACACUGAAGAGGGUGACUUGAAAAAAGAGAAAGAAACUGACACUACUGUUGAGCAUCCCAAGGAUGUGAAAGAGCCAUCUAAAGUUGAAACCACUGAGGAGCAAAUGAAAGAUGCAGCCACACCGGGAACCCCUGAAACUGAAUCCAUCAAACAGGAGACAGAGAAGGAGACAUACACUCCAAUAUUAAGCACCAAAGAUGAGAAAAAGGGGAAAGAUGAUUAUCCUUCGGAGUUUGAAUCUAGAAAGGAUGAUAAAAAAUGUGAGGUUGAUGAGCAUAUACAUGAUGAAAGCUCUGAUAAACCUCCUGGAGCUGCAUCAGCAGAAGAGCAGAAAGACUUUACUGUAACAGCUCCAAAUGAACCCCUAGAACCAGCACAAGACAUUUGUGAGUCUCCGCUUCACAUCCAGGAGGAGAAAAAAGAGAAAGAAACAAAGGUCUUUGUUUCAGAAGAGAAGAUCGAGAAAGAAAAAGAUGACACCCAUGUUGCUGAACUUAGCAAAGAACAGAAAAUGGAGAAAGAACAAGAAAAAGAAUAUAUAUCUGAUACAAAGACAGAUGUGAUCACAGACAAAGAAAAGUAUGACUCAUCUGACGCAGACCACACCAAGGAGGAGAAAUGGGAGAGAGAGGAAUUACAGGAGAAAGACCUGGACAAAACCAUUAAACAACCUGCACAGACAACAUCUAAAGAGGCGGUGAUGGCAUCCAGGUCAGACUACAAACCUGCAUUUGUGGUUCAGUCUUCAGACGAAGACAGAGAAGACGAAGACGAAGAAGAUAUUUGUAUGGGAGGAGCUGGCUCCAGACCUUUGUCAGUAGAGCCAAGAAAAUCAGACCAUGACAUCUCCUCUGCAGGUCUGCCGUUAUCCCAAAUUGCACAAACAAGUGACCAGACUAAACCACCAACAUGUAAGCAAACACUGAUCAUACCUACGCUUACAAUGCAGGCACCGUCUUUUGAUGAAGAUGUCAAAGAGUUUGGCAAAGAAGAAUUCAGAAUUUCACCAGAGCCAGACAAAGAAUUUGUUAAAACAGAAACGACCCCUGCACCUCUCUGCAAGCCAGAGCCCUCCUUUGAUAUUGUCAUGUCAGAGGAGGAGACGACCUCCAUUCCACAACAAGAACCUUUUUCUGAUAUUCCAGCUGCCAAAGCAGAACCCGUGUCAGACUCAACUGAGAAAAAGCCUGGAUUGCCAACAGUAUCAAGCACUGAGAGCCAGUCUGAUGUGGAGGAAAGACCACAAGAAGAGAAACAGAUACCAGCUCAGACAAGUUCAGGAGUUACUGGUACAGAAAAGAUGAAACCUGAUGAAAAACCAGGGAAGGAAGCAGAAAGGGAGAUGGAGGGAGAACGAGAGGUGGCUUCUCCAGGAUUGUCACAACCUUGUUUGUAUUUUACAUUGGACAAAGAUUCUGAGGAUGUGAAACAUGGUGAUGCUGUAAAAUCGGAUGAUUCAUGUGAAAAAAAGAGCUCAGAAAAGGAAAUAGUCAGUGGAAGCCUCCAAGAUGAGAAGCAAACCUUUGGUGCAUCCAAGUAUGAUCCGUACGAAAAGCCCAUUCCAAAAGAUUAUGACUUGGACUCAAGAGAAGAAAGUGAGGUUUCUCUCAGGUUUGAUCAGACCUCUGACAUCGGUAUUGAUGACAACAGAAGAACAAGCCAGACAGAGGCUGGAGGAGCCAUGCUGCUACUGGACGAUCAAUACAAAGAAGAGCCUCUGUCCUUCAGUAGAGUUGACUACAGCCCACUGUCCCUUACUGAGAGCGAAAGAAGCAGCCACCAUAGUGGAAGUGCCUCCCCUAAAUAUGAAGACCGAGAGAAAGGCCAAGAGGAAGAGAGUGAGCGAGAAGAAAGACCAGAUACACCUUAUGUUGCCAAGAGCUUUUCCUCCAUAGACAUGCAAGACAACAAAAUGUCCCAGGCUGCUGAGUCAUAUUCUUUCAGUCCCAAAGAGGACAAACCUGAGAAAUCACAGAAAGAGGAGGAAGACAUAAAGGAAAGUGAUGCUGCACCAAUUCAAACAGGAGCAACUGGAGAAAGUGAUAAAGUUUCUACUAGUGCAGGCAUAUCAUUAAGACAAGAAACACCCUCUCCCUCCUGGAGCCAAUCAGACCUCGGUAGACAGGCUUCAGCUACUCCCACAGCUUUUGGAGAAUUCACAGAGAAGACGACACUGGAAAAAGAGAAGGAAAUAUCUAGCGAGUCACUUAAAGACAAAACUGAGUCCCCUGAUCACGAAAGAGAGGGCUCUUCAUCCGGUCGACACUCACCUGCAGAAAAGGACAUUUUACCUCAACAAACAUCACCCCUAGAGAGGGAAGAACGAACUGAUUCACAGACACCCCCUUCUGCCUCAUUUUCAGAACAUGAAAUAGAUGACAAUGUUCUUACUACUGAUAACAGUCAAAUUAGCAGCUCUGCCACUGGUAAAUCCAUGUUUGACCUCCCUGAAGGAAAAGAGAGCCUGAUUGAUAAACGUUUACUUGUAGAGGGAGAAGAUUUCAAUGUUGAUGAUGAUGAAGAUGAGGAUGAGGAGGAGGAGGAAGAAGAGGAAUUAAGUGAUGUAGAUAUGGAAAAGGGUGCCAGAGAACAGUCUGAAAAAGAAAUGUGCAGAUGUAGCUCUGAUGACAGUGCUAGGUUAGCCGAGGUGGAAGACUCAAAUAAAAAGCCUGAGUCAGGCUUCCUUAAAGAGGAAACGUUGUGUGAACCAGCACUUGAUGAUGCCUCAGCUUCUGUAGCCACAGAGGCAGACAAGCAAGAUGUGACUAAAAAACCACCGUCUCCUGAAACAAAAACACUCAAAGAAGAUGAUAUGACUGCUGAUACUGCCACAUCCAAACCUCCUGGGACUGAGAGCGUAGAUGUAGGUAAAACAACUGCAUCACCGGGUUCAAGUGCUCUCAAGAAGGAUGAAAGCUGUUUUACUACACCAGAUGCCCAAAAGCUUCUUGAAACAACGAAAUCCGAGGACACACACAAAGAGCAUUUGUCUCCUGAACCAACCACAAUGAGAACGGCAGAGGAUGUAACUUCUUCUUGUGCAGUAGAGUCAAAAAAAGGAGAUGAAGACAAAGUGUCUUUAUCUCCAAGCUCUUUAACAAAGGAAACUUGUCAACUAACUUCCAUAAGCAGUUUGACAGGCAGCUCUUUACCACCUGACAGUUUAAGCGAGUCCAAACCUACAUCUAGUCUUUUCACUCUGCAAACAGGCAGCUAUGCCGAUAUUGGGCAGAGCAGCGCUGGAGAUUUUUCUGAGCAUAUUUACAGUGAGGAGCAUCAAGUAGAACUGAAGGAAGAUAAGAAAGAAACCCUCAAGUUUUCAGAUGCCUCCCAACUACCUAAGCCAAGCGAUGAUAAAUAUUACAGCCAAAGAGACGAAGAAAGUGUAGAUGAGAGGCAGACCCCAGAUAUCACUGCCAAACACGAGGCUACUACCUCACCAGCUUGCACAUACACCACAUUAAUAUACUCCACGUCAACAUACUCCUCCACAACAUACUCAUCCUCAGCCUCCACUUCUGCCCCUUUGAGCCAACAGUUUAAAGAGAAAUUUGAAACUUUCAAAUCAAGUUGUGAAGCACCUCAAGCCAAAGCAGAGCCAUCGUUCAUGACAGUGUCACCAAGUUCGUCCUCUGGAGGAUUUCAGAGAGAUGAAUACAUGGAGGUGAUGACAAAACCUGCAACACAAGCGUCUUCACUCAGUCAGUUUCAGGAGGCCAAACCGCCAUCUCCAAUCUUGCAUACCAUUGCCAAACAAACUGAGGAUCAAAGUGGUUCUGCAAAGCCUGAAACAGACACAGAAUUGAGCUUUUAUAUGCUAGAAAGUAAGAUUACAACAUCUACCACAGCACCAUCUCUGCAAAGUACCAAACCAGUAAAGGCUUCAGAAUGUUUAUCCUCAUCAGAGGCUCACUUUGAUGUCUCUCCCCUUCAAAGGGCGGACUCCUCUGACGGGGGGUCCCAAGGGUCAGCAGAAGACGGAGAGCCUGAUUCCCUUGAAACGGAGGACAGCACCCUGCCUUGUCGUAUUGAAUGUCAAAAAUUUAAAGUGGCUGAGCAAAAACAGACCUUUUCAUCAAUAACCGAGUCAUGUGUUGCAGAAAGCACCAUACACGCCACAGAGACGAAGACAGUCACCAUGACCUCUACUACUGUGGCACCACCUGACGUCCAAAUAACUCAACAGACAGCCUCAGUUACUCCACUGAGUGAGAGUGGAGCUAGCAAAACCUCAUGUUCCAUAGCAAAAGAGGAUGCAGAAAGAAAGAAGAACAUGUCAGAGGCAAAGGAAGAAGAGACAACUGGUGCUAUUGCAUUUUUAAAGGAAGCUGCUGAGGUGGCAGAAAAAGAAACCAGUGAAAAAGAUGAAAAAACAAAGACUGCUGAAGAUGCUGAUGUCAAGCAGAAAAUGGAGGAGAAACUAGAAGAAAAGACCGAUAAAGAGAGCAGAGAAGAGAAGAAAGCUACAAUGGAUCCAAGGAUGUGUGAAGAAGUAGAACUUGGAAAGGAAAGAGUAGAGGAGAAAAGUCUGUUGGAUAACCCACCGGAGAGAUUAGAAGUGAGAAGAAAGAGCAGUAUAUCUGAUUGGGAGCUACUGCAGAGACCUGAUGACUACCCAAGUGACCCUCCUCCAGGUUAUGGUGAUGAUAAUGAGCAGGAAGAGGAGGCAAUGGAAGCGAUGGAAUGGAUGGCCAGUGUCCAUGGUACCUCUGUGUCCUCCUAUCACACAGAAACAUUUGAAAAAGAAGACAGGAAGAUUGAUCAUCCCUCCGAUUUGAACACCGGUGCUUCUGCCUCCUCUGCUUCCCCUCCAGGCUACUCUUCCUGUGAAUAUAAACAUCACAAGAGAGAACUUUCUCCAUCGUUCAUCAGUCCCAGCCCUCAUGAGCUCUCCAGUGAUGAGGGCGAGGAGGACAGCCACAGUGACCAUUCCCAGGACGAUGACUAUGACGAUCAGGAGCAGCAUUCCAUAAAAAGGAGGUCGCACAAGCAGAGGCGCCACCACACUCAGAGUUACCAUGGAGACGCAGAACAGGGGCCACACCAGCUGUUAGGCGCCAUGUCAUCGGGUUUGGCUGUGACCUUAGCUGGAGAGGAGACGCCGCCUACAUCAGUGAGUGAAUCGUUGCCCUCACAGUCGGAUUCUGACGUGCCUCCAGAAACCGAGGAGUGUCCAUCCAUAACAGCUGAAGGAAAUCUGGAUUCAGACGAAGAUGCUGAACAUCUGCCAGUGGACAAGUCAUCUGCUUCUGGAGCUGGAGGCGGCCAUCAUCCUCCUUCACCAAGAUCAGCUCAGAAGACCCAUGAUCCUCUCCCAGAGCCGAUAAAGGACCCUCUUCCUCAACCUCCUCACCCGGAUGUGUGCAUGGUAGAUCCAGAGGCUCUCCUCAAUGAUCACAGCAGCACAGAGAAACUUCUCAAGAAGGAGCGCAAGACCACCAAGGGCCUCAGAAAGAGCAAACCCAAAUCUGCUUCCCCUGCUCGAAAGGGAGAAGUCAGGAAGAGGUCCUCUACUCCAGUGAAGCAGACUAAGGAGUCCACCUCACCAAGGUCAGCCUCUCUCAGGAGGAGGGACACAGAGAAAAGCUCCAGGCUGAUCAAGAUGUCUGAGAAUCAGGGCUCCAGAAGUGAGAUCCUCAGUCCAGGGAAAGGCUUGGUCAAUGGUGUCAAGAGCAGUUCAGGUAACAACUCACAGAAACCUAGCACAGCCGUCCCCCCUGGACCACCCAUCUAUGUCGACCUGGCUUAUGUACCCAACCACUGCAGUGCCAAAAAUGUGGAUCAGGAGUUCUUUAAGAGAGUGCGGGCUUCGUAUUACGUGGUGAGCGGUAACGACCCAGGCAGCGGAGAGCCCAGUCGUGGAGUCCUGGACGCACUGCUGGAGGGCAAAGCUCAGUGGGGCUCCAAUUUACAGGUGACUCUGAUCCCGACCCACGACACUGAAGUGACCCGGGACUGGUACCAGCAGACCCACGAGAGGCAGCAGGACCUGAACAUCAUGGUUCUGGCCUCCAGCAGCACCGUAGUCAUGCAGGACGAGUCCUUCCCUGCCUGCAAGAUCGAGUUCUGAGCUUCAUGGGUCCUGCUAUGCCUCCCCCACCCCCUCAUCCUCCCCCUUCGCAUCAUCUGUUCUCACUGGAGGUAGAGUGAGUGCACUCUGCCUUUUCAAAGCUUGUCGCUCUCUCACGGUACUUGUCUCAAACACGACUCAGACUCUGUUACAUCAUUCUACUUAAAAGUCAAAACUCUGGAUUGUUGCUUUCUGUGACAGUGGGGUCAUCACGCCAGUCAUACUCUACUCUUGUUUGUUUUCUUUUGUGAGUUAACUGUCUGCCCUAACACACGUUUUACUAGCCCUAACAGUCUGGGUGACAAUUCUAAUUCUUUUCAAUAAUAUAAUGACACUUGACUAACUCCUGUCUUAAAGAAAAAUGAGCCUAAUUAUCCCACGAAUGUUUAAAGCUGCAGUUGAACUAUACUAUACUAUGUACAAUAGUAAACUUACGGCUCCAAUCACAGUUUAAUCAGUAAGGAAAUAGUCCAAGUGGUGGCAAAUUUCUGAUCCAUUAGUGAACUUCUCUAAAGUGUCUCCAAAAUUAAUCAGUGGUCAGUUUCUUUAGAUUCUAUUUUUAGAAGUAGAAAAUUUUCUGUUUAACUUAUUGCUUUCUUUUGCACGGGUGCACACGACAAAAUUCUUUGCAAUUCUGCUCACGCUACACUAGUGUUUGGAUUAACUCGAUAAUGGCAGAUUGCUACCGUGUGCUAAAAAAAGUUCAUGUCAUUUGUGAUGAACUGCCACAAAUCUUUCUCCUCGGCUUUCACAGCUUAGCCAGCGCAUGACGCUUACACUUCAGCUCAGACUUUCAGUGAGAGCACUUAAUCCUUAAUUUAGUCAGGCUUCAAAUGUGGAAUGCAGUAUAGUGCAAAUAUGUUUCUACACUGUCUGGUUGUCUGUGCUCAAGUGAAUUUAAUAGGCACCAGGCGAAGGGCCAAUGUUUCUGCACUAGUCAUAUCUCUGCUGGAUGUAAUGGUUCUUCUUUAGGUCUUUAUCACAGGCUUUGUUAGUUCUAUGUACUCCAGUAUACACAUAGGUUUGUUUCUGUAUCGAUACAGAGACUAUGUAGUAAAGAAAAAGAAAAAAAAAAAAAGGUUUUUUUUUUUUUUUGUUAUUAUGCAGCAAAUUACUAUCAUGCAUUUGAGAAGACAGCUUAAAUUAACAUUUAAUUUCCUCCUGUUCAGCUACAUUGUCAGCACCACGGAGCGACGGGAAAAACAAGCAGUGAUCUGUGACAAAUGUAGCAACGGAAGGUCAUCUUCGUAGGGAACAACACGCCAGAGUGAACUGUGACAUUUGUAGUUAUUAAUGGGGUUAUUUUACAGAAAGAAAAUAUGCGACGUGUGUUACAGGAGGCUUCUUUCAUGUGCCUUUAGCUUUGGAGAAAGGGCGAUAUGUUAAGGAUGUGUCAGCCAUUUGAAGCAGCCAGAAAUGGGUUAAAUCAACCUUGAAACAGGAUCAAUCAGUUCAUACAGAGAUACUAAACUUACAUUAUUCAAACUUUGGAAAUAACUGGACCUAUAAUCCAACUGAGCAUUAAUUCCUCCGCCUGAAAUGCCACUUGGGGAAACAUUCAAAUGAAGGAUCGCACCAAAUAGGAACGCACUUUUCUGAGGUAACAGAGGUUAAAUGUUGGGUUUUUGUCUGUGGUUGAAGCACAGAGUGUUAGUGUUGUUACAGAGAAUAACUUUUCAUUGUAAUAUAAAAUAAUGUGAAAGCUGUUCCUCCAAACUGAGCUUGGCGUUAGCGAGGGACGCCAUCUUAAUAUGAAGCAAUUACCUAAUAUCGAUCCCUGAGUAAUAUUUAUAGACUGAGCAUGAAUGUGAUGAUUUUACUGGACAUAAUUAUACAGUCGGAAUGUUGUACAAGUAGAUUUGUGUGCGCGAGUAUAUGGUACACACUGAGUAGCUGUUUUUAAAGCGCAUGGUUCGUCUCAAGGUGACGUGGCGAGUGCGUUUUUUUUUCCAGUGCGUUCACUGUGAAAUGUCUUUGUUCACAGCCAGACUGGAGAGCAGCUCAUAAGCUCACACUCAAGUUACACCAGGCCAAGUUUGAUUUCUUCAUUUAUAUCUGAAUUUUAACAGCAACUGAUUUACAUUUGUCCAAAUUUGUGCAAAGUAGUUAUAAUUUUUCCAAUUUAUUUUUGUCUAAGAUGGUCCAUCUCCAUCUUAUCUUUGUUUUGUUUGGUUUUUUGAAGACUGAUGAAGCUGAAACUAGGGGACGGACCAGGCUGGGUGAGGCCAGACAGAAUUUGAUUUUCAUACAGGUGUUUGUUUGAGCUCUUGAUGAUGGAUUGAUUGUCAGGAUGCUGCCAACUAAUAGCAGGAGGACCCUCAACUUGCACAGAUUAGCUUCACCCAGUUCUGUACCUCAAUCUGACUCUAAAUAUAGAUGACACUUGUCAGAAGACCAGAGCAAUUUGUCAGCUUGUGCUAGCCUGGCACUGGUGCCAUUUUCCUUCCCUCUAAAACACUCACACUAUUUUAUAGCUCAUCUUAAAAAGCCUCCAUAUCCCUUGCUCCUCCUGGCCUUCCCUAAUUUCAGAUCAAAAAUAUUUGAUUCAUGGUGUUUUUUCUUCACUUAGCACAGGACACGUCAUUAUGCACCGCGUGCGGCUUGAUGUGCAUCUCGUUUGUCAUGUUUCCGAGGCAGAUGGAUUUUUUUUUAUCCACUGAGGGAGAAUCUGAGUUUGAUGCAGGUUAAAUAGCUGGGUACGCACAAGUACACACACACACCCCCUAGCCUGGAGAGAUUUUGAUUAACUGUAGGACACAGGGGGAAACUCGUGUUUUAGUUCAUGCUUAAAUGUUUGUAAAAUGAUCAAGCAAAAAGUCCUUUUGUUCCCUUCCCUGAUGCUGCAUGGAAAUGUGUCUGAAACACCAAGAAGCUUUUUAAUGUACGGAUCCGAAUGUGUGGAUGGUCUUAUACUGUCUUUGAAUAAUGUUUUUAAGUUGGCAGAUUCCAAAUAGCCGGCCUUGACAUGUUCAAGGCGAGUGCAAGAGCGCUGUGAAACCCUCAGCACUGAACUGUACAACUGUACAGAAGCCGAAUGCACUAUACGGGAGAUCUAUUUUUCUGAAUGUAGACUUGGUACUACCAUACGAAUGCUGCUGGAUCAAAACAAUAGACAGAAAACCAAACAAAAAAAAACAUUCACAUCAGCCUAGGUAGAAAUAAAUGUCUUGUUUUAAGUUUUGACAAGUUGUCAUUUCAAUUCUGGUUCGGUUCCGAAGGUUUGAUUUCUAAACUGAGAUCCCAUAAUAUGCAGUUCAACAGUAACACGGAAACAGUGCUAACUGCAGCUGCACCUUUUUCCUUUUUCUGAAUAUGACUUGAAACACAUGCAGACUCAAAAGCAUCAUUAAAAGUAAACGAACACUCCUGUACAUGUACACAUACAGUAUGUACUGUAAACAGAUUUGUACAUAUCACUCUGGAAAAGACAAAGAUACAGCAAACAAUCCUCCUUGCAAAACCGGUUCAUCUAAGCCGAUUUUAGUGACAGUGCAAUCAGAACUGCUAACGACUCUACAAACCAAGAAAACUACACAAAACACUGACGAGAUACAGAAGGAAAUACAUGUCUUUCUGUUCAGUUUCAUGGCCACACCUGCAUUAAAAUGAAGCUCACAGUAUGGUGUCAUCUGUUCAUCUAAUCUUUCUGCAUGUGAUUUAUUUAGUUAUAAUCCUGAAUGUAAUUGUUUAACAUGGAAAUAAUAAUAAAAAAUGCUAUUUUAAAGAGGUAUACUUGAAAAAAAGCUAACUGUCUUAACUGGUACUGAAAUGACCAACAGUAAUAUAAUACUGGGCUGUGCUUUUCAUGUUUGCCCUAGAUGCUGUAUUGGUAGUUCUGUUUGAUUCUCUCUCUCUUUUUUGUAUUGUAAUAAUCUUAUUUAAGUUUUUCUUCCUAAGCGCAAUAUUCAAUAUCUCUCCAUCUCUUCAAAUCUAACUGGUAAAACUAGAACUACUGCAGAUUCAUUGUAAAAGGGAAACAGCCUGGUGAUCAUCAAUUAAAGUACAUUUAAAUCUG
This is a messenger RNA of Monopterus albus (swamp eel), 16397 nucleotides long. It is a transcript of the gene map1ab, whose product is annotated as microtubule-associated protein 1Ab. Gene Ontology annotation, biological process: axonogenesis; microtubule cytoskeleton organization; dendrite development. NCBI's taxonomy places the organism in Eukaryota, Metazoa, Chordata, Actinopteri, Synbranchiformes, Synbranchidae. The transcript is spliced from 7 exons. The record is from RefSeq and is a predicted model, not a curated record. Gene Ontology annotation, molecular function: microtubule binding; actin binding. The coding region runs from base 101 to 12382 and encodes 4093 amino acids. Gene Ontology annotation, cellular component: dendrite; neuronal cell body; microtubule associated complex.